This is a messenger RNA of Carcharodon carcharias (great white shark), 1455 nucleotides long. RefSeq names its product cofilin 2 (muscle) (gene cfl2). The record is from RefSeq and is a predicted model, not a curated record. Gene Ontology annotation, cellular component: actin cortical patch; cytoplasm; actin cytoskeleton. Gene Ontology annotation, molecular function: actin filament binding. The coding region runs from base 90 to 653 and encodes 187 amino acids. NCBI's taxonomy places the organism in Eukaryota, Metazoa, Chordata, Chondrichthyes, Lamniformes, Lamnidae. Gene Ontology annotation, biological process: actin filament severing; actin filament fragmentation; cell motility. The transcript has 4 exons.
AAUGUUGAAAUGUUCACUGAUUUAUUUGUCUUUUUAUGUAAAUGCGUCAGCAUUAGAUUCGGUAAAACUUGGGAGGGAGAGUUGGGAUAAUGCACAAUAGCCAGAGUCAAAGAAAAUGUUACUUCGUCAAUUUUGAAAAACAGGCCUCUGGAGUGACAGUACAUGAUGAAGUUAUUAAGGUCUUCAAUGACAUGAAAGUAAGAAAAUCAUCAUCACCAGAAGAAGUCAAAAAAAGAAAGAAAGCAAUAUUAUUCUGCCUUAGUGAUGAUAAAAAACAGAUAAUUGUGGAGGCAACCAAAGAGAUUUUGGUGGGUGAAAUUGGAGAAACUGUGCAGGAUCCCUACACAUCUUUCGUUCAGUUGCUACCUCAGACCGACUGUCGUUAUGCUUUGUAUGAUGCCACAUACGAGACAAAAGAAUCCAAGAAAGAAGAUUUGGUAUUUAUAUUCUGGGCUCCAGAAAGGGCAUCCCUUAAAAGCAAGAUGAUAUAUGCUAGCUCAAAGGAUGCUAUUAAAAAGAAAUUUACAGGUAUUAAACAUGAAUGGCAAGUUAACGGAUUAGAUGAAAUUCAGGACCGUAUAGCACUUGCAGAGAAACUGGGAGGCAAUGUGGUGGUUUCACUUGAAGGAAUAUCCUUGCAUAAUGACAAUUGAGUGCCAUCUUGACCCAUGGAGCUUCCAUUUCUGCAGCUCUAUCAUUUGAUCAAAAGUUGGAAUAGUUUAGUUUUUUUUCCACGUAAAGGAGAUCUCAUUAACUUAAGCAGCCAACCUGCGGUUGCCCUUAGACUGUUUGAUCCCAGUAGUUUUUACGUAGAAUCUCAAGGAAUGCUUUCACGUCAUUCAUUCUAGCCAAAACAGUUGUCGUUGCAUGCAUUCCUUGUUUCUUGUACAAUGAAUGUGAACGUUUGUGAGUAGUUUAGAAACACUAAGUAUAAGCUUUUGAAAACCUUGAGAGUAUUGUCCACUGGUCAGGUGGUAGCCAUUAAUUCAGUAUUGUAAUUGAAGUUGCACUUGAUCAUAGUUCCAUGAGGCUCUUGUGCAUUCAUAACCCACUCCUGCCUUGAUAGCCUAGUUUUGUGUCAUGGCAGCAUAUGUUCUACACUAUGCAUCAAAGCACUUUUUGUAACAUUUUUGUUUUUUAAAAAAAAAUUUAAGGAAUGCCAACCAAGUUUCUGUAGUUGUAAUUGCAUCAUCAGUGAAUUGUAGCUCUUGCGUUUUCAUUCCUGUUGUGCAGACCUUAAGGAAGGAGUUGUUUAUGUUGCCUUUUGUUUCCAGUGGAAUGUACACUACUGAAGAAGAAUGGGAGUCAAUGUUUACCAUGUUAGUUUUUUCAAACAUUGAAACAGACAUGCAAAAUCAGUCAUGAUGGCAGUUACUGUAUACUAGAGCCUUAAAUGGAACAUUGUUUUUGAGAUCAGAAAAUUGGCCACGCUUACAAUAAAAAUUGUGGCUUAUG